AUAAAAGAGCCGUGAUGUCUGAGGUGCUGAGUACAGUGGAUCUCUGAUUUCUCACUGCUAAUUCACUGCAUCACAUCGGGGAACUGAUUUAGAACUGUGACACCAGGUGGGUGCAAUCCAUCAUCAGAUAUAACAGAAAACCAGUAGCAGUCUGGCCCUUGUAGUGUAAGAUUUGAAUAACCCUGCUGUAAUUGCCUCCCUAGGCAGACGGGUUGCCUUCCACAUUAACAAUGUUCCCGUGCUGUUGUUGUAGUAGAGACAAAAGUGUUAUUUACAAAGCAGAGGUGUUCACUGGAGAAAUGCUGCACGCCGGCACCACGAACAGUAUCUAUAUACAUCUCCGUGGCACAAUGGAUUCAAGCCAUCGCAUCUGCCUCCCCAAAAGUAGAUUCAUUGGGGGCCACCGCCGAGGGGCUGUGAUUGAGCUUGAUGUGUUCUGUCCUUCCUCCCUGGGCCAUCUGGAGUUUGUGGUGCUGGAAUCAGAGCCGUACCUCCCAUUCUGCUUCCUCAACGAUGACUGGUUCUGCUCUAAAGUAGUGGUGACCACACCAGAGGGAGACACAGUCAACUUCCCCUGUUACCACUGGAUCUCAGGCAAUGAGCGGCUGAUGUUCAGAGAGGCCACUGGUAAACUGAUAUUCAAUGAGACCUGGCCAGAGGCCAUAGAAGAGAGAAAGAAGGAGCUGCAGAGUCGGCAAAAGGUGUACCGCUGGAGUAUAUAUGCCGAGGGUCUACCCCAAAUAAUGGAAUGUGACAGCGCUUCUGAUCUUCCUGCUGAGGUCCGCUUCUCUUUCACCAAGGACUUGGAGUUCAAGUUCACAGUAGUCGAAGCAUUGUUGUCACUCAAACUAGAAACCCACUCCACCAACAAGAAACAAUGGAAGAGCCUAGAUGAACUCAGUCAUGUUUUCAAUGGACACAAGACUGACGUCUAUGAAUAUGUCGAAAAGAACUGGAAGGAGGACACGUUUUUUGGGUACCAGCUUCUGAACGGCCUCAACCCCAUGAUGAUCCAUCACUGCUCCAAGCUUCCAGAGAACUUCCCCGUCACAGAAGACAUGGUGAAGGCUUCCCUUUUCGGAAAAAACCUUGAAGCAGAAAUUCAGAAAGGCAACAUCUUCCUGGUUGACUACAAGCGUCUACAUGGAGUGACAGCAAACGUGAUCCACGGGAAACAGCACUUCUUGGCUGCUCCUCUCUGCUUGCUCUAUGUGACCCCAGAAGAUAAGCUCAUUCCCAUCGCAAUCCAGCUGAAGCAGGAGCCUGGAGAAGACAACCCCAUCUUCCUUCCUACUGACUCUGAGUAUGACUGGCUCCUGGCCAAGAUCUUUGUGAGGAGCGCUGACUUCGCUGAACACGAGCUGAACUUUCACCUGCUGAGGACUCACCUGCUGGCUGAGGUGUUCGCCGUGUCGACACUGCGCAACCUACCAAUGGUGCAUCCCAUCUACAAGCUCCUGAUCUCUCACUUCCGCUACACUCUGCAGAUCAACACUCUAGCUAGACAGGCCCUCAUAUCAGAGAAUGGGCUGUUCACAGAGAAUGCCAGUGUCGGAGGUCCAGGGAUGGUGGAGUUCCUGAAGAAAGCUGUGGCCUCAUUGACCUACAGCUCCCUCUGUAUGCCGGAGGACAUCACAGCACGUGGUCUGGAGUCAAUCCCCAACUUCCUCUACAGGGAUGAUGGACUCAGGUUGUGGGACAUCGUUCACAGGUUUGUUCACAAUGUGAUUGGUCACUACUACACCUGUGACUCAGACGUCCAGAAGGACUGUGAACUGCAGAACUGGAUCAAGGAGAUCUUCUUCCAUGGGUUCCUGGCAGAAACCAGCACAGGAAUCCCUCAGUCUUUCAGUUCAGUGACAGAGCUGGUCAAGUUUCUCACCAUGGUGAUCUUCACAGUGUCUGUCCAACAUGCUGCAGUCAGCAAUGGACAGUUUGAUUUUGGGGGCUGGAUGCCCAACUUCCCAAACGCUCUGCAACAACCACCUCCCACCACUAAGGGGCAGUGUACUGAGAGCACCAUGCUGAAGACCUUCCCUGACAUCAAUACCACCGUUAAUGGCAUGGCAGCGCUGUACCUUCUGAGCAGGCAGUCCACUGACUAUGUCGCUCUUGGAAAUGGCUAUCAGGAUCACUUCAGUGAGAAGACCCCUCUGGAACUGAUUCACGAAACUCAAAAUGUGCUGAAGAAAUACAACUUUGAAAUCCAAGGCAGGAAUGUCUCUUUGCCCCUGUCAUAUACCUACCUGAAUCCCAACAAUGUGGAGAACAGUGUGGCCCUGUAAAAUGAGUCGGUCGUAUUUAUUAGGCACCAAAUGGAAACCUGUUUUAAAACAUGUAUCUUAUGGUGUGCCCUAAUCAUUAUGACCCAGGCACUUUACUCUAUUGCGGUUCAGUCCACUUUUUCUUUUUAAUAGCCACAUGCAGCCAAGAUGAGAAGUUAAAUGUUUCUACUUCUGUGUUGUUGUGAAUGCCACUAGCUGAUUCCUUUUUAUCUAAGUAUUUAGUUGGGUUCUUCACCCUUGUAUAACUGAAUGUUUGUACCUCAAGUCCCUUCCUGUUAUUGGCAAAAACCGAACCUUGCAUGCAAAACAGGAAUCUACUGUAUUUGCUUCCUGGACUCAGUAUGUGGCCUUCCAUUUUCCAGCUAACCAGCAGUAGGUGUGGUGUAUGGUUCCCAUAGAGACAGGUGACCUUAAGGUGAACUUAUUUCAGCUACCUUCCCCCCUCUAAAAAGGGAGCAUUGAGAGUAAACUACCAAAUGGACAACACCUACAGACAUCACUUCCCAUAGUGCCUUGCUGCUGAGAGAGAACUGCAUGUGACGUUCCUGAUUUAUUAGCAGUGUAGCUUGAACCCACUCAAUGGUGUGAGAGCCAAAAGGAAACUCCUGUCCAUACAGCCAAGAUACAAUUAGAAUCUCUAACUCUGCUUUGUAACUCUAUUUGCUGGCUGAUCAACAGCUUGUUAAUUUUCAUCCUUGUCUCUUUCAGUGUUCAUUGUCCAUGUUGCCCAAGCCGUUUUGUUAAACUGGUUAACCUUUACACACCGGUGCCUUAUACUGUGUAGCACACAAGGAUAUAAAAGGUGAAGAUGGUGAAACGUGUACAUCUCCACCAGACUUUCAGUAGUCAGUCAUUAUUCUUCAUGUUACACUAUGAUUCAGCUAUUGAAAUAACUUGUAAUGUGAAUGAUUAUCCUCCCAUGAACAGGGUCAUGGCUUUGGAUAUUGAAUAGGGGACCAUUUUUCAACAAGCCUUUACUAGGCGAUACCUAAUUCUCAACUUGGAAGGCACUAGUGUCUUCUACACUUCCAUGGUUAAGACAGAUGGGUGUCCACCCCACAGACGGUCCACCCUAAAGUGCUACAUGUCAUGAGCCUGACUCAGAAAUCAAGAGUCGCUUUGAAUGACACCCACCUGUCUUGAUCAAUGACAGGAGAUCAGACCUCGAAAAGAUGGCGGCAAAUACACUGAACAAAAAUGUUAAUGCAAAAUGUAAAGUGAUGAUCCUAUGUUUCAUAAAAUGAAAUAAAAGAUCCCAGAAAUGUUCCAUUUGAACAAAA
This is a messenger RNA of Oncorhynchus nerka (sockeye salmon), 3565 nucleotides long. RefSeq names its product hydroperoxide isomerase ALOXE3-like. Gene Ontology annotation, molecular function: protein binding; iron ion binding; oxidoreductase activity, acting on single donors with incorporation of molecular oxygen, incorporation of two atoms of oxygen. The coding region runs from base 231 to 2285 and encodes 684 amino acids. The record is from RefSeq and is a predicted model, not a curated record. Lineage: Eukaryota; Metazoa; Chordata; Actinopteri; Salmoniformes; Salmonidae. Gene Ontology annotation, biological process: linoleic acid metabolic process; hepoxilin biosynthetic process; arachidonate metabolic process. The transcript has 16 exons.